This is a messenger RNA of Cajanus cajan (pigeon pea), 1716 nucleotides long. RefSeq names its product transcription factor bHLH48. Gene Ontology annotation, biological process: regulation of DNA-templated transcription. The record is from RefSeq and is a predicted model, not a curated record. Gene Ontology annotation, cellular component: nucleus. Lineage: Eukaryota; Viridiplantae; Streptophyta; Magnoliopsida; Fabales; Fabaceae. Gene Ontology annotation, molecular function: protein dimerization activity; DNA-binding transcription factor activity.
CCGUAGCGUAGCAACGUUGCUUUCGCAGUACUUCAAAUGGCUGAGAAGCAAUCUCAGAGACAGAAUCACAGAACCGGAGAGAAAAAGAUAGAGAGAGAAAUUCAUUGACCGCCAUUGAAGCACACACUCAUUUUCUCCAAUUUCCACUCACAACUCCUCCAAUUACCACAAUUCAGGUGCCUACGGUUCAAUUGGAUCUUCUACGGUUCCACUCUGCGUUUUGUUCGCUCAAUGGAGCAAGCUCCGGGAGGAUUGCGCGGAUCCGUGCACGACGGCACCACACUCGACUCCAUUCAAUUCAACGAAGAAAUUCAGGGAAUCAUGGCGCCGGAAAACGCUAGCUCCUUCACCGCGCUGCUCGAGCUCCCCCCCACGCAGGCGGUGGAGCUCCUUCACUCGCCGGACUCCGACAACGCCGCCGCUCGCAAACCGCCUAAUUGCCACGUCAGCGCGAAUCAGAAGCCCUUCCAGCUCAACUCUUUCGGCACCACCAAUUUAACUUUCCCUUCCAACGCCGCCUUAAUCGAACGCGCCGCCAAGUUCUCCGUGUUCGCCGGCGAUAACUCGCCACCGCCGCCGGGAGACGCGCGCCUGGUCCCGGCCGCGUCCGGUUGGAAUUUGGUGAAGAACGAGCCGCAAGAGACCGAUUCGAACCCGUCCUCGACGCAUGGUUGCGUUUCGGAUCCCGCGGUCGAGAACAAGAAUCAGAGGACCGCGAAGAGGAAGGAGCGAGAGAAGAAGGUAACGGUUAAAGGAUCGUCGAAGAAGAGUAAGAGCGCCGCCGAUGAUACUUCCGGUGACGGCGAGAAGCUUCCCUACGUCCACGUUCGAGUUCGUCGAGGUCAAGCCACAGACAGCCAUAGCUUGGCAGAAAGGGCUAGGAGAGAGAAGAUCAAUGCUCGCAUGAAGCUUUUACAAGAGCUGGUCCCAGGCUGCGACAAGAUAUCAGGAACGGCAAUGGUUCUGGAUGAAAUCAUAAACCAUGUGCAAUCUCUACAGCGUCAAGUGGAGAUCUUAUCGAUGAAACUGGCAGCAGUUAACCCAAGAAUUGAUUUCAGCCUCGACAGCUUAUUGGCUACUGAUGGGGCAUCUCUAAUGGACAGUAACUUACCUAGCAUGGUGACACCUCUCAUGUGGCCAGAAAUCCCACUCAAUGGCAACCGACAGCAUUAUCAACAGCAGUGGCAAUUCGAUGCAUUCCACCAACCACUAUGGGAGAGGGAAGAAGUCAACCAUAAUUUCAUAACGCCGGAAAACUCACUUUUGAGUUAUGACUCGUCGGCAAACUCAGCGUCUCUGCACUCAAAUCAGUUGAAGAUGGAGCUCUGAAAGCGUACAGAAGCCGUUUCGGUAGCUAUUAGCCUAGUAGUGUAUAUAUCAAAUAUAGUAUUCGCAGUUAGCAGUGAUUUGAGCGGUCUCAACAUUUAGCGGGAUUUCCAUGUCUUCUAUUUGUCAGAGGCGGUUGGAAACCUGGAUUUUCUUUGGCCAGAAGGGAAGAUGAAUUGGCAUGCGAUUCUUAUAUAAUAUUAUUAUUACUAUGUAUACUAACUAUAGGGGUUAUUCAAUCCAUGAGAUGAUUGAUUCAAGAUUGUAAAAUCAUAGAACGGACUGCUACUGAACUAUCAUCGGAGUGAGAUGCUUUGUUCAUUGAAUGCUACUUAAAUGAUUGGCUCUUUAUGAGGGUUUUCCUGAACAAGCUACUUUCAUUUUGAAUUA